UGCUGGAAUCAUUACGGUCAUAUUGUGCAGUGACGUAGAGUCGUAUGUUCGUACUUUGGAGAAAAUAUAUUCCUGAACGGUUUAUUUAACAAAAUUAUUCAUUUACUUUGGUUGAAAUCGGUAACGAAUUGGUGUAAACUCGAGGCAAAGAAUAGUCGAGAGACAAGAAUUAAAAUUUUCCGCGAUAUUAAAGCGCCCCAUAAGCGUAACUAAUAUUUUUGAAUAUUAGCAUUGGAUAACUGCUGAAAGACCUGUCAAUUUCCCGAAGGCAGUGUGCGAUUUGUUUGUUUUUGAUUUAUCCACAUUUAUUUCCCGAGUCAAUUUGCGAUUGACUUAACAAAGAGAUACGAAAUCUUUGUCUAAUUUGCGAACUGGCAUUGCGCACCCCAAAGGAGGGGAAACAAAAUCUUAUAUGACUUUUGAAAGAUUCGGUGAAACACCAGUAAAAAAAACCGCACGUCUUAUUGUAAAAAAACGGAGUAAAGGGUUCGAGCUGUGCAUGAAUUCAAAAGGGCGAACUAUAAGUCACCGGACUUCGAGUAACAGACAUCGGAAGUUACAGCCAUUCAGGUACACAUGAGCCUGCUGUUUUGCCAUUUUUUUAUUAAAGACUUAAACUGAAUUUACAACAAAUUUGAGUACUACACCGUUGUUUGAAUUUCGAAUAAAGCACAAUUAAUUCGCUGUUCCGGAAGGAUACAACAGAUUCAUGCUUAUUGUCGCCACAUUUCAAUAA
Messenger RNA from Drosophila takahashii, 736 nucleotides. RefSeq lists its product as uncharacterized. Lineage: Eukaryota; Metazoa; Arthropoda; Insecta; Diptera; Drosophilidae. The record is from RefSeq and is a predicted model, not a curated record.